Volvox carteri f. nagariensis is the source of this 744-nucleotide messenger RNA. RefSeq lists its product as uncharacterized. The coding region runs from base 1 to 744 and encodes 247 amino acids. The transcript has 2 exons. The record is from RefSeq and is a predicted model, not a curated record. NCBI's taxonomy places the organism in Eukaryota, Viridiplantae, Chlorophyta, Chlorophyceae, Chlamydomonadales, Volvocaceae.
AUGCGAUCUGCAAGCAUAUGCGAUCUGCAAGCAUAUGACAAAUGCGAUUUGCAAGCAUAUGCGAUCUGCAAGAAUAUGCCAUAUGCGAUCUGCAAGCAUAUGCCAUAUGCGAUCUGCAAGCAUAUGCCAUAUGCGAUCUGCAAGCAUAUGCAUCUGCAAGCAUAUGCAGUCUGCAAGCAUAUGCCAUAUGCGAUCUGCAAGCAUAUGCCAUAUGCGAUCUGCAAGCAUAUGCCAUAUGCGAUCUGCAAGCAUAUGCCAUAUGCGAUCUGCAAGGAUUACAAUCUGCAAGCAUAUGCAAUCUGCAAGCAUAUGCGAUCUGCAAGCAUAUGCGAUCUGCAAGCAUAUGCCAUAUGCGAUCUGCAAGCAUAUGCCAUAUGCGAUCUGCAAGCAUAUGCCAUAUGCGACCUGCAAGCAUAUGCCAUAUGCGAUCUGCAAGCAUAUGCCAUAUGCGAUCUGCAAGCACAUGCGAUCUGCAAGCAUAUGCCAUAUGCGAUCUGCAAGCAUAUGCGAUCUGCAAGCAUAUGCCAUAUGCGAUCUGCAAGCAUAUGCAGUCUGCAAGCAUACGCAGUCUGCAAGCAUAUGCAGUCUGUAAGCAUAUGCAGUCUGCAAACAUAUGCAGUCUGCAAGCAUAGCAAUAUGCAAGCAUAUGCAGUCUGCAAGCAUGUGCAGUCUGCAAGCAUAUGCAGUCUGCAUGCAUAUGCAAUAUGCAAACACAUGCAGUCUGCAAGCAUAUGCCAUAUGUGA